UGAACGUUUGAUGAUUUGUGAACAUUUUGGAGAACGAGAAUUGAUUCACUGGAGCAUUUCGUUUCUUUUGCGUCAGCAGGUUAACAUUCAUAUGUGAAAGCAGCGACUACCAAGAAGUAAAAAGAUGCACGUGUUGGUCGAGUUUAACGUUUUCUGGUCGUUAGUCGGCAUGCUUCGGAUGUACCGAGAAGAUUCUUUUCGUAACGACCGUUGGUCCUACGCCCGCGAGUCGGGGGUGCAUAUCAUCGAGGGCUCCCAGGUGGAGGAAGAGGAUCUUCGCUUGUGGUCCGGGAUGUCCGGGGUUUCAUCGCCCAGUGGGACGCAGACACUAUUGUGUGCAGCGUGACAACGACCGAUACAGUGGCAGACGAAAGGGCUACAUGCAAACGCGACGGAAACGUCCAGGGAACAGGUCUAGUAUGGCCUGGGCGAGUGUGGCACGCGCAGAGGCGGCUGCGACCAACUCUGGGGUGUCAACAUCAUAAGUAGAUGAUAGUGCAGUUAUCCCACUCGAUAUUUGAAUGUAAUACUUUUACUUCAGCGAUCUACAUCUACUUCAGUGUCAGUGAAGAUAGUCACAGUGUCAUCGACAUGUUCGUAAAAAUGUUGCUCACUUCUAAACAAACAUUUUCUUGGGUACUCCUGUUUUGACAUUUGGACAUUUUAGCCAUCGAGAAAAACUCUGAACACGUGCCAUCGUUUUGAAUGACCAGAGCUCUAGUUUUGUGAAU
Messenger RNA from Amoebophrya sp. A120, 731 nucleotides. NCBI's taxonomy places the organism in Eukaryota, Dinophyceae, Syndiniales, Amoebophryaceae. The record is from the annotation of a GenBank genome assembly.